This is a messenger RNA of Spodoptera litura, 5089 nucleotides long. RefSeq names its product chlorophyllide A binding protein (gene Chbp). The record is from RefSeq and is a predicted model, not a curated record. Gene Ontology annotation, molecular function: pigment binding. Gene Ontology annotation, cellular component: cytoplasm. Gene Ontology annotation, biological process: lipid metabolic process; response to reactive oxygen species. Lineage: Eukaryota; Metazoa; Arthropoda; Insecta; Lepidoptera; Noctuidae.
UGUGUUGUGCGGGAGAAAACAUGACCUCAUGAUGUCUAAGUUAAUUAUAAUAGUUGUUAGUCUCUUUGGACUAAUUAGUGUAUGUGUUGGACAAGUGGUGCAAGAAGGACAGUGUGAUGACAAUUUGGGGGUGUAUGAAAAUUUUGAUAUUUCACAGUUUUUAGGAGAAUGGUAUGAAAUAGCUCGAACAUCUAACCCGAACCAAGAUGGAGACUGUGCAGCAUAUGAAUUCACAAGUAAUAGUAAUCAUGCCAUCGAUGUGCAAUACACUUCAGUCAGAAGAAACUUCUUGGAAGAAGCUACCGGGUCAAUCACCCAAGAAGGCAACACUGCUAAACUUAAAAUGACAUUGUCGUCAUUCGAAGAACCUGUUGACUUUUGGGUCCUGGCUACACUGUAUGAGACGUACGCGGUCACAUAUUCUUGUGAAAACAUCUCGCCAACGCAAAGAAAGAUUCAUGUAUGGGUGCUGGGACGAGGUACACCUGUCAAUGCUAUAUUUAUAGGCGUAAUAUCAAACUUACUUGCAACUAAUUUCGGCAUUGAUUAUGUGGAUCUGACCCAUAUUGAUCAUAGCGCUGCUGCAUGCUACGUUUUACCGAUUAUUGAACCUGGUAAUCCUAUUAUUUUACCUGGACAAUGUGACGAGAGUCUACAUGUACUUUCAAACUUUAACGCUGAUGCAUUCUCAGGGUUGUGGCAUCAAAUAUCAAGCUACGAAACCUCAAAUACAGAUGGCACUUGUGUCAGGGCUGAAUACACGUUAAGCAGUGACGGGGUGAACAUCCUCAACAGUCAAGUUAUUAACCAGAGGCUAGUGACGAUUGAGGGGUCAGCAACAAUCAUCAGCACUGAUAACAGCGCAAAGCUACGAGUGGUUUUAAACACACCUGGAGCUCCUUCAACAACCCAAGACUUAUGGAUCCUAGCGAGUGAUUAUGACAACUAUGCAGUUUUAUACAGCUGCACAAAUACAAAUUCGUAUGAAAAGAGAAUUUUCAGUUGGAUUCUUGGCAGAUCUCGUCAAUUGGCACAGCAGCACCAAACAGCUGUCGAUGAAAUAGUUAAUUCUUAUAUAGAACUAAACUACCAGUAUUACAAACCAACAGACCAGUCUUUUGAUGGUUGUUUCUUCUACCCAGAAGCGAGCGAUCAGGCCGUAGUAUUCAGAGGCCAAUGUGAAGCAGUCAACGUCCAAGCUAUGAGCGAUUUUAGUGCUAUUGAUUACAUGGGCAAAUGGCACAGUAUCCGUUCGUAUCCGACAAGAUUCCAAGAUGGCACAUGCGUCAAUGCUUAUUACUCAUUAACAACUGAUGGUAUUAAUGUGUUGAAUUCACAAGUAAACAACUUAAGGCUUGAAACUAUGAGCGGAGUCGCAGUUUCUUCAUCUAAUGAUGGAUCUGCCAAACUUGUAGUCUCCUUUCCUGUUGCAGGAUCUGAUCAAACUACAUCUACUGAUUAUUGGGUCCUUGACACAGAUUACAAAAACUUUGCUUUAGUGUACAGCUGUCAAAAUAUUAAUGAUGACGAAAUGCAAGUGAACAGUUGGAUACUAAGCAGAACAAAAUUACCACCAGUAGAACAUGAACAGCGUAUUAAUGAAAAAAUUAAUUCAGUAAUAGUACUAGACGAGAAGUAUUAUAAAUUUGACAAACAGACAGAAGAUGAUUGUUUCUACUUCCCUGAUCCUGAACCUGGCGUUCCAGUCAUUUUUCCCGGACAAUGUGAUGAAACUGUUAAUGUAGUCCCUUCCUUUGACAUACAACAGUUCGAAGGUGAUUGGUACGAGAUCGAAUCAUAUCCUAACGCUCAGCAGAGUGGACACUGCAGAAACCACAAGAUUUCCGUUCUCGAUAACUCUCGCCUAAAUUUGGAAUUUUCUUCCAUUUCGAAUCAAUUUCUACAUGUAACUAGUGGAGUUGUAACUCAAGGUAAUAACAACGAUGGAAAAUUAUCUAUUGAAGUUACUAAUGCCAAUGGAGAAGUUACAAAUAUUCCUUUCUGGAUUCUGGGUGUACAAUAUGAUAAUUAUGCACUGGCAUAUUCUUGUGUCAACAUCAAUUCAGACUUCAGAUCUGUUAAAAGUUGGAAGCUCAGCAGAACGAGACAAUUAGCUCCAGAAGCUGAUACAGCGAUCAACACUAUAAUAAACAAUAAUCUUGUAUUGGGCAAUGAGUAUUUCGAGGAUAUUUACCAUUCUGAUGCAGCAUGCUUCUAUCUACCAGAAAUUGAAGCCGGUUUACCAAUAAUACUACCUGGGCAGUGCGACACUACAAUAAAAGGAAUUCUCGAUUUCAAAAUUAACGAGUUUGCUGGUCGGUGGCGUCUAAUUGAGAGCUAUGGUUCAGAAUUUCAACAUGGCACUUGUAAUGAAGCAGAAUACGUAUUGCAAGCUGAUAACAGUAUCAGCGUAAUUAACUCACAAGUUAUAAAUGAGAAUUUGGAAAGUAUUACAGGGACUGCUUCUGUUGCUAGCACAGAUGGAAGAGGCCAUUUGCGAAUAUCAUUCCCAAACAGAGAAGAAUACUUCGACUUCUACGUACUCGACGUAAAUUAUGAGUCGUAUGCUCUUGGUUACGGCUGUGUCAACUUACCGAAUAAUGAGAGGAGAAUUUACAGUUGGAAAUUGAGCCGUUAUAACACAUUGAGCCCAGAAGCAGUCACUAAAAUCAAUGCAGUAAUUGAUAGUGUUCAGGUUUUAAACAACGCUUACUAUUACACCAUUGACCGCGACGAUACAAGCUGUUUCUACUAUCCUAUUCCAAACCUUAACUCUUAUGUCAAGUUUCGAGGUCAAUGCGAUCAAAAUAUCCCAGUAGCCACAAAUUUCGAACUUGAAAAGUACUUGGGCGUUUGGUAUGAUAUCCAGUCGUACCCAGGAGACUUCCAAGAUGGUACAUGUAACACUGCAGAAUACUCACCCGGGAAUAACGGAAUCCAUGUUUAUAAUACUCAAGUGAUCGAUCAAAGUCUUGUCUCUAUUAGUGGUAAUGCUGUGCUAGAACCAAGUAAUGAUGGAAGUGCCAAACUUAAAGUUACCUUCAACGUCGCAGGCACAGAUGUUACCACAGAUUACUGGGUGCUUUCCACCAACUACGAAUCGUAUGCGUUGGUUUACUCUUGUACCAAUAUUGAUGAUUACUACAUGAGAGUUUCUUCUUGGAAACUGAGCAGAGAAAAGGUUUUAGAAGCUGCAGAUGAGACUGCUAUUAGCAACGCCAUGAACAACAUAAAAGUUUUGGACCAAAGAUAUUUCGUAACACGUAAGCUAGAUCCUGAAGACUGUUUCUACUUCCCUGAACCACAACCAGGAGUGCCAGUGGUGUUCCCAGGACAGUGCGACGAUAGUAUUGCAGCGGUACCGAACUUCGACAUAAACGAAUUCGCAGGUACAUGGCAUGAGAUCUCAGCGUAUCCAAGGGCUAGCCAGUCAGGGCAAUGCAUCAGCCAACAAUUCACCGUCACCAACGACAACACCAUGCAUCUAGAGUCAUUCAGUGUACUCGACCAAUUCCAAUCGAGCACAGAAGGUAUCGUCACAGUCGCUUCCACUGACGGUAGUGGACGAUUGAAUAUCAAUAUUCAAUCCAAUGCAGAGCCAAUACCUUUCUGGAUCCUAAGCGUAAAAUAUGAUGACUAUGCGUUGGCGUACAGUUGUGUCAACAUCGAUAGAAAUUACCGAAAAGUCCACAGCUGGAAGCUAAGCAGGUCCAGAGGAUUGUCAAGUACUGGUAAUGUAGCCAUCAAUGACGCCAUGACAAACAUCGACGUCAUAGACGAUAGAUACUUCGAGAACGUUGACCAAAAAGAUGAAGCUUGUUUCCAUCUUCCCGACAUAACACCCGGUGAAAAUAUUGUACUUCCUGGACAGUGCGACACAACUAUUAAAGGAAUACCUGAUUUUAGAAUUGCAGAUUAUGCCGGCCAGUGGCGCCUCAUUGAGAGCUACGGAUCCCAAUUCCAAAGUGGCACUUGCAACGUAGCUGAAUACAUAUUGCAAUCAAGCAACACUCUCGGCAUCACAAACUCACAAGUUGUCAACGAGGUUCUGACCACUAUUUCUGGGACUGCCACUAUUUCUAGUACAGAUGGAACCGGACAACUUACAUUUAAUAUGAGAAAUCGAAAGUAUGUUAUGUUGGUAUUGGCAACUGAUUACAAAUCAUACGCACUGACAUAUGGCUGUGAAAACAUAGACAAUGACCGAAGAAGAAUUACAAGCUGGAAAUUCAGUCGCUAUAAUACCUUGACCACGGAUGCAAUCAAUGCAAUAAACAAAGUAAUUGAAGAAAUCGAAGUAUUGCACCAGCCUUACUACUAUUCAGUAGACCGCAGACCUGAGGCUUGUUUCUAUUUCCCAGAAGUCAACCCAAACUCUAACGUCAUUUUCCGUGGUCAGUGUGACCAGACUAUCGAAACUGUUAAAGAUUUUGAUCUCAACAAGUAUAUGAAUUUAUGGUACGACGUCGAAUCUUAUCCAUCGGCAUUCCAAGACGGCACAUGCCCCAACGCACAUUACACUUUGACCGGCAACACUGUUUCUGUGCGCAAUAGUCACGUUGUUGACCAGACCUUAGUGACUAUCGAUGGAGUUGCUACACUAGCAUCUACAGAUGGAAGUGGAAAACUUAAAGUUACAUUCAAUGUACAAAAUACCGAAGUUACUACUACAGAUUACUGGGUGCUAUCCACCAACUACGAAUCAUAUGCGUUGGUCUACUCUUGUGCCAAUAUUGAUGAUGACUACAUGAGAGUUUCUUCUUGGAAACUGAGCAGAGAAAAGCUUUUAGAAGCUGCAGAUGAGACUGCUAUUAGCAACGCCAUGAACGACAUAAAAGUUUUGGACCAGAGAUAUUUCGUAAAACGUGACCAAGGCCCUGAUGGCUGUUUCUACUUCCCUGAACCACAACCAGGAGUGCCAGUGGUGUUCCCUGGACAGUGCGACGAUAGUAUUGCAGCGGUACCGAACUUCGACAUAAACGAAUUCGCAGGUACAUGGCAUGAAAUCUCAGCGUAUCCAAGGGCUAGCCAGUCUGGGCAAUGCAUCAGCCAACAAUUCACCGUCACCAACGACAACACCAUGCAUCUA